This is a messenger RNA of Manis javanica (Malayan pangolin), 1222 nucleotides long. It is a transcript of the gene ACTL10, whose product is annotated as actin like 10. The record is from RefSeq and is a predicted model, not a curated record. Lineage: Eukaryota; Metazoa; Chordata; Mammalia; Pholidota; Manidae.
AUGAAACGCCUCAGACCGGGGCGGGACCGAACUCAGACCGGGGCGGAGCCUUCGGUCGAAGGGCGGAAGGUAGUGUCGGCGCCGGGGAGUCGCCGGCCGCCCGCCCUCGGCCGCAUCGCGGUGGUGAUGGACCAGGGCUCCGGCUUCGUAAAGACAGACUUCGCGGGCGAGGAACAGCCGCGCUUGGUGUUGAAGAGCUCCAGCCUGGUGCCCAGCUGGGACCGACCCGUGCUGCCCGGAGCACCGAGCUGCGAGCUGGCGGUCGGCGUGACGCGGGUGCACCCCAUCAAGCACGGCGUGGGGGUGGACUGGGAGGCGCUGGAGGGGCUGUGGGAGCGCCUGCUGGUGGGCUUACGGGUGUGCCAAGAGCAGUGGCCGGUACUGGUGAGCGGCUCACCGUCGGCGCCACCCGCGGGCCGUGAGAGGAUGGCCCAGCUGCUGUUUGAGGCCCUGGCAGUGCCCGCGUGCCACAUGGCCAGCACAGCGUUGCUGGCGCUCUGCCCUACUGGUGCGUUCAGCGGGCUGGCCGUGGAGGAGGGCGCCACGCCCGUCUAUGCGGACCACUGGUGGCACGAGGCCGCCUUCCAGCAGGAUGUGGCAGGCAGUACCCUGUCGCGCUACCUUACGGACCAACUCCUGGCAGCGUGCCCCGAUCUACGACUGCAAGUCCUGCCCCGCAAGACCCUCACACAGCUCAAGAAGCGCUGCUGCUAUGUAUUGCUGGAUUUCGAGGGUGACCUCCAUAACCCUGCCCGCCACCAUCCGGCCAGUUUCUGCUUAGACAGGUGCUCUGUCUGCCCUAGCAGGCACUUCCGCUGCCCAGAACCCAUCUUCCAGCCGGGUCUGAUAGGCCGAGCUGGGCCAGCACUACCCACACUGGCCUUCCAGGCACUGCAGAGGGUGCCUGCAACACUACGGACACGGCUGGUGGACACCGUGGUGCUGGCUGGUGGCUCCACACUUUUCCCUGGCUUUACUGAGCGUCUGGAGAUGGAGCUGGAAGCUCAGUGCUGGCAGCAUGGCUAUGGGGCACUGCAGCCUUGGCGUGGCACAGCAGUAUGGCCAAGUGGCUCCAUGGUAGCCUCACUGCACUCCUUCCAGUGCCACUGGAUAACCUGGGCCAUGUACCAGGAGUGUGGCUCCAGGCUACUGCAUGAAGUGUUCAACUGAGUCAUACUGGACUGGAGGAGAUGGUGCCACAAGGGGGUGUUGCAGAGGCAGA